Verruconis gallopava is the source of this 1131-nucleotide messenger RNA. RefSeq lists its product as uncharacterized. Gene Ontology annotation, cellular component: signal recognition particle, endoplasmic reticulum targeting. The transcript is spliced from 2 exons. Gene Ontology annotation, biological process: SRP-dependent cotranslational protein targeting to membrane. The coding region runs from base 183 to 674 and encodes 163 amino acids. Lineage: Eukaryota; Fungi; Ascomycota; Dothideomycetes; Venturiales; Sympoventuriaceae. The record is from RefSeq and is a predicted model, not a curated record.
ACUUGCCAUCGCACAUCUGCUCCUUUGGCGACCAAAAAGAUCUCAACCCGCCAAUAUUCUCCUCCUUAAGGAACGAGGUAGAGAUAAUUCUGAACUCUGAUUCUUGACCAGACUCGUGCUCUGGAAAAGUUCUUCAUUUCGCGACCGCGACCGCAAACCCCCACAUUAAAACGCACAAAGCCAUGCCCAAAUUCAAAUCAAGCCAGGAAUGGCUUGAACAGUCGGCAUUGUUGCUUAAAGCUUAUCCGACGACUACAAAAAUCACCGCGAAAUACAACCUCCCAAACCCUAAAAAACCACUGAAAUCGCGAAAACGAAAGGCACCUGCUGAUGACGAAGAUGCCACCAAGACAGAAAAUGAAGCUCAGACUCGCCUUGCAACCCUUGAAGUGCGAACAUACAACCCAGAGGCCGGUGUGGUGCUUAAAUAUUCCACAACGAGGGGGUGGGAAGUAGGACGGCUCAUGGCGAGUUUGGGAAAACUAGGGAGACAUAUGGCUGCACUACCUGAGCUCGCUGAGGAUGCAGUUAUGCCGGAUGCAAAAGAAGAGGGAGUCGGAGUGCAGACGCCAGCAACAGAAAUGGCUGGUGAGAAGAGUAAACCAUCGGAAACGGAGGGAAGGGGUGGUCUGGGCAGCGGAGGGGGGAAGAAGAAAAAGAAGAGCAAGAGGUGAAUGAGGCGGAAACUCAAACAUGAAUCAGGAUCGAGCCAUCUUCUGAACGGCUAGAAAUGCUGCUCAAAUGAAGGCACACUCGUCUCUUCGACCAGAACGAACCGAACCCUUCCAUCAAGGUCGGGUAGCGGGUAUGAUUAAAGUCACCGGAAACGGGGGCAAGGUGUCCACCAAAGGACGACAAAGAUCAAGCACAAGUCAUGGUAUCAUGAAGGUUAUGUUCAACUAUCCGUAUCAUACAACAAUGCGCCCUGGCAGAACGCUUGGAUAUCAUAAAAAAUCCCUAAUCGUACAGAUCCUCUCAAUGUUCUUGUGAUAUAGGCACUAUUACGAGCCUUCUUCGAAUAAAGCCUCCGAAGCCUCCAAACCUCGUUAUGAACGAUAGCUAGACAUAGUUCCUGGCAUUGCGACCAUCCGUACCGUGCAUUCUUCGGGUCCCGGCAGCCUUUAGGCCAGG